This is a messenger RNA of Neurospora crassa OR74A, 3281 nucleotides long. It is a transcript of the gene gh31-1, whose product is annotated as alpha-glucosidase. Gene Ontology annotation, molecular function: hydrolase activity, hydrolyzing O-glycosyl compounds; carbohydrate binding. The transcript has 2 exons. Bases 390 to 3062 code for a protein of 890 amino acids. The record is from RefSeq and is a predicted model, not a curated record. Lineage: Eukaryota; Fungi; Ascomycota; Sordariomycetes; Sordariales; Sordariaceae. Gene Ontology annotation, biological process: carbohydrate metabolic process.
AUAGCAUUGGAUGUGUUGCACAUCAUGGCAUUCAUCGACGAUUCUACUUGGCCAGACACAGCAGAUGAUCACCACGGAUGUUGCCCUAUCGUGUUGCCGAGACAACGAAUGGGUCUAGUACACCAUGUGAACGUAUCAUGGCAGGAAUUGAAGGUUGAGGACAUGGUGCAGCCGUCUGAAGGUUGGAAGGAUGCAAUGCAGUGAUGCAAGACAGAUGCUGUCAUCCGGUCUUUCCUUCCAGUCCUCAUCGCAAACGGCAGAUCGUCCAGUAACUGAACCAGGCAGUUAUCUAGCUGGUGCUGCCACUUCUACUUCAACAUAUGAUGCUGUCCUGAACGCCUAGUUCCAUACUCGCUGCACGGCAUCAAGUGCAAAGCGAGUGAAUCACCAUGAUCAGGAUGCCCAAACCCGCCAUUGCGCUGCUGUCACUGUUCUCGAUAGCAUCCGCGGCGCCUCUGGCAACUUGCCCAGGAUACCGAGUCACCAACGCCCAAUCCGGGCCGUCGUAUCUCGUCGCCGACCUGACUCUCGCCGGCACCAACUGCAAUCUCUACAGCGAAGACAUUACCAACUUGCGCCUGACAGUGGAAUACCAGACUGACACCCGCCUACACGUCUUGAUCGCAGACCGCGAGCAAAACGUCUACCAGAUCCAAGACAACAUCCUACCACGGCCUCUCUCACAAAAUGCCUCCUCCCAAACCGCCGAUCUUCGCUUUACCUACGAAGCCUACCCCUUCUCUUUCAAAGUUACACGCGUCAGCACCGGCGACGUCCUUUUCGAUACUUCUCCUUCACCCUUGAUCUUCGAAACGCAAUAUCUACGCCUGCGCACGCGCUUGCCUUCGAACCCGAAUUUGUAUGGGCUCGGUGAACACUCGGAUUCUUUCCGGUUGGCGACAAACGGAUAUAAGAGAACGUUGUGGAACUCUGAGGCGCCGUACAUACCGCAGAACCAGAACUUGUACGGGAGCCAUCCUGUGUACUUUGAGCACCGCGGUGGUAAUGGUACGGGAGGGACGCAUGGAGUCUUCUUAAGAAGUGCCGCGGGAAUGGACGUUGUGAUUGGGAAGAGCGAUGCCGGGGAGCAAUACCUCGAGUAUAACACCAUUGGGGGAGUGCUUGACUUUUAUUUUCUGGCCGGACCGGGUCCCGAGGAAGUAAGCAAGCAGUAUGCCCAAGUUGUUGGUCUCCCCGCAAUGAUGCCGUAUUGGUCGCUGGGAUUUCACCAGUGCAAAUACGGCUGGCCGGAUCUGGGGCAUGUCAAACAGGUCGUCCAGAACUACAGCGAUGCGGGAAUUCCGUUGGAGGCGCUCUGGGAUGAUAUCGAUUAUAUGGACAACAAGCUGGAUUUUAGUACGGAUCCGGUGCGGUAUCCUCAUGACCAGCUGAAGGGAUUUGUGGACGAACUGCACGGAAAAGAUAUGCGGUAUGUGCAGAUUCUGGAUCCGGGGAUCAGGUACAAGAGCGACUAUGGCCCGUAUACCAGGGGUGCCGAGAAGGAUGUGUUUCUCAAGGCAGCUGAUGGGUCCUGGUAUCGUGGCCUGCAGUGGCCUGGGGAGGUGGUCUGGCCGGAUUGGAUUGCGCCGCAGACAAAGGAGUGGUGGACAACGGAGAUUCUGACGUUUUAUGAUCCAAACAACGGGAUUAAUGCGGAUGGGCUUUGGGUGGACAUGAAUGAGGCGAGCAACAUGUGUGCGGACACUACUUGUCUCUCUUCGGCUCAGAAAACUCGCUCACUGCCUCAGUCCCUAAUCGGCAAAAUCCAUCCACGCGCCCCAGGCGAUAGACACCAAAAAACUCGCUCACUACCUCAAUCCCUAAUCGGCAAAAUCCAUCCACGCGCCCCAGGCGAUGGACAACACCUCGGCCUCCCCAACCGCGACCUCUUCACCCCCAAGUACCAGAUAGCGAACCACUACCCCACCCUCUCCAGCCGCACCCUAUUCACGAACAUCACCAACUCGGACGGCUCAACGCAAUACGACACCCAUAAUCUCUACGCCCUCACUAUGUCCUCUGUCUCUCGCUCUGCCCUCAUCUCCCGCUCGCCCACCAAACGUCCCUUCCUCCUCACCCGUUCCACCUUUUCGGGAUCCUCCCGCUUCGCCGCUCACUGGUUUGGCGACAACUUUUCUUCCUGGGCCGACUACCGCGCCUCAAUCCGGCAGCUCCUCAGCUUCAGCGCCAUACACAACUACCCCAUGGUCGGUUCCGACGUCUGCGGCUUCAACGGCCAGGCCCAAGAGAACAUGUGUGCACGCUGGGCAGUUCUCGGCGCUUGGCAGCCCUUUUACCGCAACCACGCCGACAUCUCCGCUCCCGACCAGGAAUUCUAUCGAUGGCCUUCUGUCGCCGCUGCCGCGCGCAAAGCGAUUAGUGUCAGGUACCGACUGCUGGAUUACAUUUACACAGGCCUUUACUACGCCAGCAAAACGGGUGAGCCGGCACUAGCCAAACCGCUCUGGUUUCUCUUUCCCUCUGACCCGGCAACAUACGGCAUCGACACGCAGUUCUUCCUCGGCGACGCACUGCUUGUGUCUCCCGUGGUGGAAGACGACGCCCACUCUGUCACGUUUUACUUGCCCCAAGGGAAAUGGUACGAUUUCUUUACGCAUCACCGGAUUGAUCAAACCUCCGCUGGCACCGUUACCGUGUCCGGAGUAGGUUGGGAUCAGAUCCCUGUUUAUAUUCGCGGCGGAAGUAUCUCGGCCCUUCGCCUUUCCGACGCUUCCUUUACGACCGGACAGGCAAUGACCACUGCCGAAGUCCGGACACGCAACUUUGAGAUCAUCAUUGCCCCUGAUCAGAACGGCAAAGCGAGGGGAAGAUUGUAUUUGGAUGAUGGCGAGAGUCUGGAUUCGAGUGGGAAGGAGAGCGAGAUUGAGUUUACCUGGGAUGGGUCAAAGUUUGAGGCGAAGGGGACGUUUGGGUAUGACACUGAGGGGGUGGUGGUGCAGAGGAUAGUGCUUUUGGAUGAUGGGGUUAGUGGGAAUGGGCAAAGGGAGGUGAGUGGGAGGUGGCCGUUGACGGGGGGUUUUACGACGAAUCUGUACAUAUAGGACGAGAGUUAUGAUGGGAUGGGCAGAUGCACCUACCUAUCAGGGGAAAAGGUGCUGUCUUUUUUGUUGCGUUGAGGGUCAAUUCGAGGACGAAAUCGUCGUUCUUUUCCGGUGGAAGCACGGUUGAUUGUCGCAUCAUUCUGCUGAUGUAAAUUGUAUCCGUAUACCUAUGGUGCAGCUUCUCGAGUAUACCUUAUUCUUCAAGUUAUUUGUUCUCAA